Messenger RNA from Chenopodium quinoa (quinoa), 1866 nucleotides. Its product is annotated as lisH domain-containing protein C29A3.03c-like. The record is from RefSeq and is a predicted model, not a curated record. Gene Ontology annotation, molecular function: ubiquitin protein ligase activity; protein binding. Lineage: Eukaryota; Viridiplantae; Streptophyta; Magnoliopsida; Caryophyllales; Amaranthaceae. Gene Ontology annotation, cellular component: nucleus; GID complex; cytoplasm. Bases 445 to 1602 code for a protein of 385 amino acids. Gene Ontology annotation, biological process: proteasome-mediated ubiquitin-dependent protein catabolic process. The transcript has 2 exons.
AUGUCACCAAGAAAAUGCAUAAGAUGUCAACUUAGGAAAAUCAUUAAGAUGUAACGUCAAAGUGUUUUACUAUUGGUGGGAAAUCUACCUUGUGAUUUGACGUUACGAAUUCGAGCCCCACCAACUACAUUUGCUUGAUAACAGAGGGAUUCUCUUAUCCCUAAUGAUACACAAAAUAUACUAUUGAAAUUAAAAAAUUUCAUAAUAACCCGUGUGAAUUACAAAAAAAAAAAUAAAAAAAAAUAAAAAAAUAAAAAACCUAUAAAAAAACAAUAUUUGUUUCUGUAUCAGUGAUAACCCAGAAGAAGAAGAGAAGAAGCAAGAAACCCUUGCUGAUAUCUGACUCCUCCCUACCAAAUCCAAUCUCAUCCCUCAUUUACCCACCAUACCCCCUUUCUCCCCAUCAUCAAGAUCCUUUGAGAAAAUUAAUUUAAGAUCAACAAAAUGGAGCUGAAGGGUGUGAAAGAUGCAUUUGACCAUGUUACAAAAAAACAAAAGAUGUGUUCCUCCAAAUGCCAUGAAGCAGUAGAACAGAUAGGCCAGGAAGUUGAGCAGGCUUUAAUUAAACUACAAUCAGCUGAUGCUAGUACUUCAUACCCAGAUCAUAAAGCCAUAAUUGCUGAUCUCAAGACCAAGUUGAAGGAGAUUACUCAGUGCAGCCAACUAGAAUCCAGCCAAAAAGAGCUGAAUGGACCAUUGAGCAAGUACCCAAAGCAGCUCGAAAAAUCUUUCAAUCCUGAUAUAUCUAAAGCAUACAGAAACGUUGAUUUCAAUAACCACACAGUUAAUCAGAUCAUAGCCAGUCAUCUGUACAGGGAAGGCCUAUUUGAAGUGGGAGACUGCUUUGCCAAUGAAGCUGGGGAGCAUGAAGCAACUGCCUUAAAAUGUCCUUUUAUUGAGAUGUACCAUAUCCAACAAGCCAUGAAGUCCCAUAAUUUGGAACCAGCCCUAAAAUGGGCAUCUGCCAACCGCGAGAUACUCAAGCAAAAUGGAUCAGAUCUCGAGCUUAAACUUCAUAGGCUACAGUACGUUGAAAUUCUGCAGAAUCAAGGUAGAGAUGAUGCCCUAAAAUAUGCUAGAACUUUUCUAUCUCCUUUUGCUUCCUCCCAUAUGGCUGGAAUCCAGAAGCUGAUGGCAUGUCUUUUAUGGGCUGGUAAACUCGACUCCUCUCCCUAUUCUGAUCUUCUUGCUCCUAUCAAUUGGGAAAAGUUGGGUGAAGAAUUUACAAGGCAAUUCUGUAAUCUCCUGGGACAAUCUUUUGAGAGUCCAUUGAGUGUGAGUGUAGCAGCUGGAGUUCAAGGGCUUCCUACCCUUCUUAAACUGAUGAAUGUGAUGACAAGUAAGAAACAGGAAUGGCAAUCUAUGAAACAGCUCCCUGUUCCGAUUGAGUUGGAUAAAGAAUUUCAAUUCCACACUAUAUUUGUGUGCCCUGUAACUCGGGAUCAAGCAACCGAGGAGAACCCACCAAUGCUGAUGUCUUGUGGGCAUGUUCUUUGCAAGCAAUCAAUCACAAAACUCUCAAAGAGCAGUACUAAGACCUUCAAGUGCCCUUACUGCCCAGCUGAGAUUGAGGCUACACUUUGUAGACGGUUAUAUUUUUGAUGUUGAUGAACAAGUAUGGCUGUACUUUUUAGGUUCACAAUCUCUCACUUUUCCUUUCUCACAUGAACAUAAGAAGUUGCUGUUGUGAAGUAUGUUGUGUUUGUUAUUGUGCAGGUUAUAUCUUUCUUGGGUGGUAGUUUCCCUGGGAAACUCCCUUUAUGGAUCUUUAUGUUUGUGUUAUUGGUGUGAUGUCGCCAAUUGUAUAUAUACAUUCUUUCUAUUACUUGAUGGCGCUUUGUUUAGUCUCUAGAAUUUUUAAAAUAA